UCUUGGGCGCCGUCGUCAUGGUAACGGCGCGACGCCAUGCCGGGGCCGCGGCCUCCACCUGGUGAUUCCAGGGCAGCAGCAGCAGGUGCUGGAGCCACCAAAGCCCCAAAUUCCAGGAGAACUUCCACGGCUUCCCAGGGAAAAGGCACCAGGAGCAGGGCCCUGCUGGGCAAACAGGGAGCUGGGCAGCUUUUUGAUGAUGAAGGGAAGAAUGUGACACCCCAUCCCCUCUUCCAGCCAGACCCAAAGGCUGCUGUAACCAGGACACAUAGAAGCAGCAUAUCAACAACCAAACCUGGCUUAGAUGAAACAGAACCUCACCAAGACCCAACUUUGAGCUUGUCUGCUGAGCAGGAGGAGGGGGAAGCAGCCCUGACAGAAGCAGAGCUGGAGCAGAGGGUGGAUAUUUUCCUGUCGGAGACAGACACGCUCUGGAUGUUGGAUCUGCCAACUGCUCUGGUGUCCACUGAGGCAGAGGAAGCUGGGAGAGUUCUGGAGAGGAAUAAGAUUUAUGCAGAGAUUUGCAAUGCUAAAAUUGGCAGUGAGUACUUUGAAGAAAAAAUGGUGCAAACCAUCUCUGGAGCUGCCAAAACCAAGGAAGUGCAAUGUGAGACAAUCACCAUGGCAGAGAAAGGGAUGAUGGUGACUUUCUGGGAUUUGGACAAUUCACUGGAGGCCUCAGAAACAGAAGCUGCACAGACAGAAGAAGCCAGAGCCCCAGCAGGGAAAAGCAGCAAAUCUCCCUCAGCUGAAGAGCACAGUCAGGCUGUGGCUGUUCCUUCUGCCAGAGAGAGUGCUGAUCCUGCCAGGAGCCACGAGGAGAAGGAAUGCAGUUCAGAAGAGAUCUUAACUUCAGCAAACCUGCAGCAGGAUUUAGUUGUCAUGGAGAGGAUUCUCAUGGAGAACAUUUUUCAACCCAAACUCGCACUUUAUCGGCAGAUUCCUGUCCUGAUAGAACCCGUUGUUGUCUCAGAGACUGAGGAAGAAGCUGAUGAGGAUGAGGAGGAAAAGGAAGAGGAGAAGCAGGAGGAAACACCCUUGCCAGACCCAAACCAGAGCCCAGCAGAAGGUGCAGGUCCCAGCCUGGAGCAGCUCUGGUCAUACAGGUGUGAUUUAACCAGUGGUCACAGUGUGAGCAGCAUGGCUUGGAACAAAGUGAACCCUGAUCUCGUGGCAGUUGGUUACAGAGAGUUUGUUUCUCAGGAUCAGAAGAAAGGCCUGGCUUGCUGUUGGUCACUGAAGAACCCCAUGUGGCCAGAGCGCAUUUUCCGCUGUGAGCACGGCGUCACUGCUGUGGAUUUCUCCCUGGCCAGCCCAAAUCUCCUGGCAGUGGGGAUGGCCAACGGCUGCGUGGCCAUCUACGACGUGCGGAGCCGGAGGGACGCCGCGCUGCUGGACAGCAGUGCAUCCCUAGAUAAACACAAAGGUCCUGUGUGGCAGCUGAGGUGGGUGGAACAGGACAGAGGUGACAAAAAUGAGAGACUGAUGUGUAUCUCAGGAGAUGGGAGAAUGACCCAGUGGUUCAUCCAGCAAAGGCUGGAUUGCUUUGAUGUGAUGAAAAUCAAGCGAACAGAAAGUGGGAAGAAAAAAUUAGCAGGUGAGAGAGAAAGGAAAAGUGAAGGUCCCAUAUCACAGGAGGCAGCUGGAAUGUGCUUCGACUUCCAUCCAGAGGAUACUGAUAUUUUUCUUGCUGGAACAGAAGAGGGCCACAUCCACUGCUGCUCUUGCUCAGGCAAGGAGCAGAUUCUGGGGACAUACAGAGGCCAUAAGGGCCCUGUGUACAAAGUUGCCUGGAAUCCCUCCAGCACAGACACGUUCCUCAGCUGCUCUGCAGACUGGAGCAUCCUUUUGUGGCACCGGGACUCCCACACCCCCCUUUUAACCUUCACUUCUGUCACAGCUUUUGUUCACGACAUCAAGUGGGCUCCUCAAUCAGCCUUCAUCUUCGCAGCCGUCAAUGAGAGGAGGGUGGAGAUUUGGGAUCUGAGCGUCAGCAUCUUCCAGCCCGUGCUCUCCUGUGCUGCCAGCCCUGAAGGGAAUCUCAACUCCCUCCUGUUUGCCAGGAAUGCUGAGUGCCUGCUCCUGGGGGACAGCUGUGGCCAGGUGGGGAUGUGGCAGCUGCACAACCUGGCUGUCCCCAGCACCGAGCAGGUUGGUUCCUUGUGUGACAUUGUUGCUCCUGCUGGAGCUGUUUAGCAGUAGCUGAUAUCCCUUCUCCUUCAGGAAACACUGUAGUAUGAACAUAGACUGGUUAUCCUUUUGUAAUCAAUAAAGUUUCUCUUUGAAGCCA
Ficedula albicollis (Collared flycatcher) is the source of this 2290-nucleotide messenger RNA. It is a transcript of the gene DNAI4, whose product is annotated as WD repeat domain 78. The record is from RefSeq and is a predicted model, not a curated record. Gene Ontology annotation, cellular component: axonemal dynein complex. The transcript has 17 exons. NCBI's taxonomy places the organism in Eukaryota, Metazoa, Chordata, Aves, Passeriformes, Muscicapidae. Gene Ontology annotation, biological process: cilium movement. The coding region runs from base 37 to 2196 and encodes 719 amino acids. Gene Ontology annotation, molecular function: dynein light chain binding; dynein heavy chain binding.